This is a messenger RNA of Linnemannia hyalina, 7281 nucleotides long. The record is from the annotation of a GenBank genome assembly. Lineage: Eukaryota; Fungi; Mortierellomycota; Mortierellomycetes; Mortierellales; Mortierellaceae.
AUGGAGAGGUCACCAUUAUUGUCGCCACUCCAGACGGCUUCGAGUCAGCUAAAGUCAUCUCGCAUUCACUCGACAGUCAGCUCACCAGGAGGUAUCCAGCACCUGCGUUCGUCCUCACGGUCACCUCCACCACCAACAAAGCCCAGGUCUGAGAGUCACGACCGGUCAUACUCAGGCCAAAGGAGGAGACCCCCAAGGAGUGGCCCAAUGGCUCCCUCCAGCAGGAACGGACCCGACAGCUCACCACCUUCAGACAUGGGCUUUCAGGAGUCUCCUCGUGUAAAGUAUCCAGAGAGGUUCAACAAUCCGAGGGAUAUCCGGUUCCGGUCGUCGGACAGUCUAAAAGGCAUUGCGAUCGGGAACGACCACACAGGACAGGCAUCUCCAUCGUCGUCAAUAUCAAUAUCAAGGCAUUUUGGAUCAAGUUCAGCACCCAACACAUCGACCCUUUCUCACUCUCGCGAUUUCAGCCCGACGUCCAGUUUCAAAGGAACCUUUAAUGAACCCAAUAACCACAGCGGCCGCUCUAUGGAAUACUUUUCAGGCUCCAACACUUCUGGGAUGGGUCCAAACAUUGGUCUCGGAUUGGGUCCUGCCCGUUACAUGGACCGUGAGGACUGGAGGGGCCGACCUAAUCAAUUCCCCAGAGAGUUUGAGAGGGACCGGGAGUUUAGGAAUAGAGACGGUCGCCAGGACGUUCGACAAGAUAUUCGCGACCUCCGAGAACUUCGGCCGCCACGGGAUCCACGGGACUCCCGAGAUCCACGAGAUACGAGGGAUAUGAGAGAUAUUCGAGAUGGAAACCCACGGGAGCGCGAUUCUGGGUUUGGACGAGAUGCGGAUCCUAGGGACCGGGAUGUCCGAGACCGAGACCUUCGGGAUAUCGGUAUCAGCACGCGUGAUCUGCGCGAGCGUGACAACCGCGAGCGAGAUAUUCGGGAUCGUGGACCCUGGGGCCUUGACGCAAUGGGGCGCGACCGAGACUCUACCUCGUCUAGAGAGGGACCUGAGCAGGAUAUCCGUGAGAUGGUUGAGCGCGAACGGGAGCGUGAGCAUGAGCGCGAGCGAGACAGGAAUCGUGAGCGACCCAUUUGGCUUCGUGAGACCGACAAGGAUCAUAAACCAUCACUGCCGACACGGCCAGCUUCAUUUGAGCAGUCUGGGCGGGAGCGGGAUCGAGAGCGAGCUUCCAACUCACGUGCCAUAGCUGUCCAGGCUCUGGAUCGGGAACUGAAUGCUUACAAUGCUGACAAGGCUCGCCACACACCUGUCAAGUCAGAGGAGCCGUCCAAUGGUACAGACCGCCUACCCACAAAACCAGCAACCCCCUCCGGCCCCAAUCACAAUAGCAAUAUCAAUAACAACAAACGGGACUCGAGGCAACAAGGUGGGGAUGACUCUUAUGACCGAGAUCGUCCAAGGGAGCAUGAGCGGCUUCAUUCGCGCGACGAGGAUAGGGACGACAUAGGCCGUGAGAAGAUGAGAGACUGGGAUAUCCAGCGAGAGAGGGAACGUAGCUUUAACUUUCGAUCUGACGGAGCCGGCCUUCGGUCAGAGAACGAUCUGCGUCAAGACCGCGGAAACUCGAGAAGGCAGAGGAUUCUCAGCGCGCCAAUGUCGGACGAGGCGGCCUACAACGAUAUGGGUCACCAGCGGGAUCAUCACGCCAACAAUAACAUCAGCGGUAGCUAUCCCAACUCCCCAGCAGUCUCAAUGGGCGGUCCUUUCGACAGAUACAAGAGGAACGACCGGCCUGAGCGUCGCUAUCGCGACAACUUGGAUCGAGGAAGCAGAGGCGACGUGGGACCGAUGGAUGAUAGGCGCUCGUCUUAUAUUUCCCAGGAUGAGACCAUGACCGUGAAAUCCGAACAGGAUGAUAGUCUCCACUCACAGCUCUCAUACUCUCGUCCCAAGAUGUCGGAUCCCAGUGACACUGUCGCCGCUGCCGUCCACCAUGUGAAGAGGGAUGAGCGAACUCCUGAGCGCCGCUCACUCGAACUCCCUCACAGCAAUUCCGACCGCUCCGAGGACACGUCGACUGUAGCUCUAGGUAACGUCAACGAUUUUGACCCCCGCAACCAACCGGACAAGGCCAAGGAUGAGGAGGAAGGUACUAUGCCUCACGACGCCCCACCGCCCGCUGACCCUUCUCAGGACAUGGCGGCGACCUCGGAGACAAAGACCGAAGAUGGCGCUGACAGUGCAGCCCAUGUCUCUACCGAAGUGGCGACAAAGGAUUCGACUGACGCCAAACUUGCUGGGAGCCCAACUGCGAGCUCACUACCUUCCCCAGGACUGUCGCCCGUCUAUGUCUCGGGAGAUGCCAAGGUUCCCAAGCAGGCUACUGAGUUUGAGAACCAUGCCGACAUUUUGAUCGAGAUUGACAGGAUUGACGGGAAGAUCCAACGCUACGAGGAGCUCCUUCAGCGGCACCGAGAUAGCAAGAAGCCAUCAGUGGUGGAGGAUAUCGAUAUUCCAGACGAGAUGACACCUAUUGUCGAAGAGGAGCAGCCUCUUGUUCUACCUGAACCCGGUCCGCCAGCAGUCGACGCAGAAAUGGACAUCGAUGCCCCUGUCACGACCGAGCCUGCCAAGGACGUUAUGGAGGAGGAAAAAGGUGCUGUCAAGGAAGAUGUCGAGACGCAUGUCCAGAAGAUUGAGUCCGUCACGGAGGAGAUCGAGGCAGUCAUGGAUGUACUCAGCCCAGCUAGUCUUGUGCCAGACAAGGACAAGGUCGAUUUCAAGCUGGAAUUGAUUGACAGCGAGGACGUCGACAUGGCUGUCGAGAGCUCUGAGGCAGGAGAUGACCGGUGUGCCGCUGUUGUUCGGCCUUUCACCUCACAGGACUUUCACCAAGCGGUCGAUGAGGAUGACCCGUUUCUCAAGCGGAAGGAGCAGCAGAAGCGGCGGCCGCAGCUGUUUAAUCAAAUUUACGCCGAGAACAACACCCGCGCGAAGAAGUAUGGUCGCGUCCAUUCCGCCGUUGGACCCUCUCACCAACACGACAACUCUCAGCACCACCACCACGACAAGCUCCAGGUCUACGAAUCAGUCGAGGAUUAUCCGUUCUACCAGGACAACAUUGACAGCCACGAACGUCUGCGGACUGCGUUGCUCAGGAACAUGUCUGCCAAGGCCUCCGCAUUGGACGAGAAGGAGCUUCAGCUGAAGCGAGAUUACAAACAGUACUGGGAGAUUUGGGACAAGAAGGUGCAGAAGCUAGACAAGUUGAGGGAGAAGCAGCUCCAGACUCCUGCCGCUGCCAACAUUCGGGAUGAGGACCAGGUCGUGGGCGAAAACACGUUGUUCACACCUAGGAACCGACGCGGAGCUCACAACGGCGAUGCUGUCAGGAGUGAAGCCGAGCUCAUGGAGAUCAUUCAGAGUCUGGAGAACGCCGACAUGAGGAACCCAGAUGUUCGCGCUUCGAGAACCGCCGCAACUGUGCCGCCCAUGAUCCUGGACCCCGUCGUCCGCGACAAGAUCCGCUACAUCGACCGCAACCAUCUUGUCCCCGAUCCGGCUACCUACUACCGACUCGGCCCUGUCACGGAUACGUGGACGGAGGAAGAACGCCAGAUCUUUACCAAGCGCUAUCUCAUCUACCCCAAGCAGUUUGGCAAGAUUGCAGCUGGACUCGAGGAGAAGACGGCUUCGCAGUGUGUUCUCUUUUACUACCGUGAGAAGAAGAAGAUUGGCUUCAAGGAACUCCUUUCAAACCGCGGUCGGAAGCGCAAGCCUGCUGCAGGAAAGCGCAAGGAGAAAGCUGCCCAAUCAUCACCCGCUGGACAGCCUGGCAAGAAACACAAGGGCAGUGCUCUGAUUGAGGAUAUCGGUCAAGCCAACAGGACCAAGCUGGCCAAGUCGAAGGAGCUGCGUGAGCUUCAGGAUCUCAGCCAGUCAUGGAGAGACGAUAUCGAACCAGGACCCCGCCGUCGUGUUCGGAGCAAUGCCGCAAGUCAACAGGGUGGAACCCCGGGUCUGGAGGAAAGUCACAGCAACACUGCUAGCCCAGGACCAUCGUCGACCGUCUCGACACCUGCCCUUUCCGCACCGGAGCGUAGGAAGGCGAAAUCUAGAACCAAUCAGACUCGCGCUGCUGCUGCUGCGGCGGCGGCGGCGGCAGCAGCGGCAGCAGCUUCAGAGGCUAAGGCACUGGAGGAAGUAGUCGUCGAGGAGAAGAAGUCCAAGUCGGAGAAAGCCAAGGCAGCAACAGCAGCAGCAGCAGCAGCGGCGGCGGCGGCGGCAGCUGAGGUGGCAGCUGAGGCAGCAGUUGAGGCGGCAGUUGAGGCGGCAGUUGAGGCAACAGCCGACGACGACAAGGAUUCCAUGACCGUGGUUGAUACCAUGGAUACUGGCGACUCUUUGGUCGAGGAUCCUUCGAGCGAGAGCAGAGAACCGGACAAUGCAGGAUCUCAGACCUUGGAGCAAGGCGAGGACAAUGUUACCACCCCUGUCGGAUCCGGCAACGCCCCUGCAACUGUACCCUCAGGACGAUGGACUACAGCAGAGCACCACAAGUGCAUUGCAGCCCUCAAGAAAUAUGGACGUGACUUUGAGGCGGUGGCGAACGCUGUUGGGACCAAGACAGUCGACCAGUGCAAAAACUUUUGCUUCAACUACAAGCGCAAGUUUGGAGUUAGUGUUUUAGAGGACGCCAACAACCUCGACAAUGGGACGUUGCUCGAGGACGGUGAUGACAAGGAUGUGCCUGUGGCUGCGCCUGAGAAGACCAAGGGCAAGAAGGGUCGUGGCGGCAACACUGCGAGUGCUUCAGCUCCGGGAACGCCCAACAGUUUAGCAGGCACGACUAAGGAAACUAGCUCGACUGGAAGCUCUCGUCGUAGAGGAGGCAAGGCGACGCCCGCUGCCGCUCAGGAACCCGUGAAGGACGAUCUACCCAGCACCCCUACGGCACAAACCGCCGCGCCAGUCAACACUGCAGAGAGCGUGGAGGAUUCCGAGACGGGAAGCAACAAACGGAGACGGAAGCGAGUUGUGUCCAAGAACGAGGCUGCUCAGAACGAAGCAGCGUCAGCCCAGGCUGCAACAUCGUUCCGUGCCUUGUAUUCGCGUGACCCACCAUCGUCUCCUGGAUCGCCAUCGAUAUCUGGCACUCAGUCGGAGGAUGGUCAGGCGACGAAUGCCGAUGGAUCUUCCCGCCGCGCCAACUAUUCGUCGUAUUGGUCAAGUCAGGAGAAGAUUGAUUUUGUGCGUCUGCUGAGCCUCCAUGGAAAGGACUGGGACAAGAUUGCCAAGGCUAUGAAGACGAAGUCUCUCAUCCAGGUCCGGAAUCACUUCAGCACUAAUGCCGACAAGUUCGCUGCCGACGGCAUUAUUCCUCCAGACCGCGUGGCAGUUUCGCCCUUGCCACCCAACAAGGAAGAGCAAUUUGCAGACGGGGACUACGAUUAUCAGCACCAGAGAGACCAGACCCCGAACGAGCAAGUACGGCAUACUUUUGACUAUGGCGCACCAGGCGACGACUCGCACCACCCUCAGCAACCACUCCCAGGAGGGCCUGUACCCGGGUACUUCAUGCCAUCUGCCACGCAUGAGUCCAAGCCCGAACUGGUCCAUCGCGAGGAACUGCGCCCUGCUUCGCCUCCACGACGAGUCACGAACAUUGGCAAUCUGCUCAACAAUGACGAUGAGGAUGUCAACAUUGCUCCAGAGGAUUGGUUCGGGAACAGCGAAGAAGGCAGUGCCGCUCAGUCCCAGGAGCACUUCUUGGAGGCGGAGGUACCUGAACGACAGGAUCCCCGUCGAAACUACCCACAAGAACCAUAUGUUGACGGUCGAGGCGGGCGGCGUGAGGAGGAGGAUGUUGAGACUGAGGACGAGUACGACUCGACUCAUCGUGGCCAAGGAAUGUACGCCGACAACCAUGUCCCCAGCAGGGAUCAACGACGCGCAUCCGAGGCCAACCUUGUCGCGUCCCGUUCAGGAUACCCACCAGUCGGAUCAGGCUACUAUGGCCACAGCCAUCCUUCUCAACUUGCUCCUCCCCCACAGCAGCAGCAUCACCAUUCGUCGAAUUCAGGAGUGCUAGGAUCUCCAUAUGGUGCCCAACCAUAUUACAGCUCUUCAUCACCGUCCCACCUCGGCGGUGGAUACAGAUCUCCUCCUCCACCCUCCACAGGCUACCCAUCGGGUGUGAGCGGGCAUGGUAUGCAAAGGUUGUCGUCCCCAUCAGGAUCUCUUCCCCCAGCACCAUCCUCGGCCGUUAUUUCGCCCUCGCACUAUCCUGCAUCGUCGAUGUCGAUUUCACAACAUCAACGCUCGAGCAGUGUCAGCCUUCUGGAGAUGGCCCCUCGAUCCCAGCUUUCACCUCGAAUGGACUCGCGUUCAAGAUCACCCAUGCCUCAACAGGGUUCAUACUAUGGUCAGCCACCGCAUGGUCCGUCUUCCCGUCAUGGAUAUGGACACGGACAUGCGCCUUACCCUCCUCCCCAGCACCACUUGCAACAACGACACAGCAGCCAGAUGGAGGUGCUGUCACCUCAUCCUCGCACAAUCAACGAGCCACCAAUGAUUCUGCAACAUUCGUCGUCUAUGCGACUGAGCCCUGUUCAUGGUCACAGUCAGAGCCAUGUUGGACCUGGACCAAGGUACAGCAGCUCUCCUCAGUUGCCUGGCUCAGGACCCAUGCGAGGCUCUCCUGGACCGGCAGGGUUGUCGAACGGAGCAAGCUCCCCUGCUCAUUUGGGCCAUGGUGGUCAUCUGGCUUCACGUUACUCGCCUAUUCCAAUGUCAUCGUCAUCGACUCCUGGGUUGCCCAGUCUUGUUGGCAUUGGAUCGUCGCCUAGGAUGUCGGAACCACCCAUGCAACAUCAUCAUCACCAUCCUCAACACCCGUCCCAGCACCACGUGAGGAGAUCUUCGAGCCCCUUCCAGCAUCAUGUGCCUGGUCAGGUUGCUUCGCCCUCGUACAUCCAGCCGAUGUCGGGCAUGCACCCAUCGUCAAGCUCUAAGCACAUGCCUUCUUCAUCGUCGUCGUUUGCGUACUCUUCGGCUUCGUCGUCAUCUUUGCUCCCGCCACCUCUACAACCUUCAUCGUCGUCUUCGUCUUCCAUAGGCCCGUCUAGCUAUCAUUUAGGAGGUCAUCCACACCAACAACAACAGCAGCAGUCUUCUUCAUAUGGUCAUGCUCAACACUCACAGCAGCAGCAUCCCUAUGGACACCCUCCUCCACCCCAUCACCACCACACCGCACACCAACAACAACAACAACAACAACAACAACAACAGCAAUCAAGUCGCCAUCAUCAUCCUCAAUAA